Scomber japonicus (chub mackerel) is the source of this 1398-nucleotide messenger RNA. RefSeq names its product E3 ubiquitin-protein ligase TRIM35-like. The record is from RefSeq and is a predicted model, not a curated record. NCBI's taxonomy places the organism in Eukaryota, Metazoa, Chordata, Actinopteri, Scombriformes, Scombridae. The transcript has a single exon. Gene Ontology annotation, molecular function: ubiquitin-protein transferase activity; zinc ion binding; protein binding. Gene Ontology annotation, biological process: protein ubiquitination. The coding region runs from base 1 to 1398 and encodes 465 amino acids.
AUGGCUUCACUAUCAGAGGAGGAUUUCAGCUGUCCUGCCUGCCACGACAUCUUUAAAGAUCCCGUCCUCUUGUCAUGCAGCCACAGCUUCUGCAAAGCCUGCCUGCAGAACUGGUGGAGCGAUAAGCAAACGCACGAGUGUCCCGUUUGCAGGACGAAAUCUGACUUGAGUGACCCACGUUGCAACCGGGUGUUAAAGAACCUGUGCGAAGCCUUUUUACUGCACAGACGUCAGAGUGUUUCUUCACAAUCUGAGGCUCUCUGCAGUCUGCAUGCUGAGAAACUUAAACUCUUUUGUCUGGAUCAUCAGCAGCCGGCGUGUCUCGUGUGCAGAGAUGCGAAAAUUCACACCGAUCACAAAUUCAGACCCAUCGAUGAAGCUGCUCAGGAUAACAGGGAAGAGAUCCAGAACUCCGUGAAGCCCUUACAGGAGAAGUUAACAGUGUUCAAUCAGGUUAAAGCAAACUGGGAUCACACAGCUGAGCACAUUAAGGUGCAGGCUCGAAACACAGAGUGGCAGAUAAGGAGACAGUUUAAGCAGUUGUACCAGUUUCUACAAGAGGAAGAAGAGGCCAGAGUGGCAGCGCUGAAGGAGGAAGAGAAGCAGAAGAGUCAGGUGAUGAAGGAGAAGGCUGAAGCUCUGAGCAGAGACAUAGCAGCUCUUUCAGAAACAGUCAAAGCCACAGAGGAGGAGUUGAAAGCUGAAGAUGUCGCAUUCUUAAAAAACUACAAGGCCACAGUGGAGAGAAUCCAACAGUGCCCCCUGCUGGACGACCCAGAGCGACAGGAGUCAGGAGCUCUGAUCGACGUCGCCAAACAUCUAGGCAAUCUAACCUUUAACAUCUGGAACAAAAUGAAGGACAUGGUCUCGUACAGUCCUGUGAUUCUGGAUCCGAACACCGCUCAUCCAGAACUCAUCCUGUCCGACGAUCUGACCGGCGUGAGACACGGAAAGAGGCGGCACCUCCCCGAAAACCCGGAGAGGUUCGAGUACUGGGAUUCAGUCCUGGGCUCUGGGUUUAAUUCGGGGACUCACCGCUGGGAUGUUGAGAUCGGAGACAACGCGGACUGGGAGCUGGGAGUGUUAGCCGAGUCCGUGUGCAGGCAGGUGUUCACGGGUUCGACGGUGUGGAGCGUUGAACACAGCGAUGCCGGUUACAGAGCGUUCUCCCCAACACAUAAAUACACCGCUCUGCCCGUCAGAGAGAAGCUCCGCGCCAUCAGGGUGCAUCUGGACUGGGAUAAAGGACAGCUUUCAUUCAGUGAUCCUCACACGGACACACACAUACACACCUUCACACACACCUUCACCGAGAGGCUGUUUCCAUAUCUUUGCACCAGGAGUACGAUCCCGCUGAGGAUACUGCCGGUAAAGAUAACAGUGGAGAAGCAUUAUUGA